AUGGAAAUUUUACAAGGUCUUAGAGAAAUGAUCAUUCCUGGUACACCUGAAGAAUAUGUAAAAAUUUAUACUGAAUGUUGGGAUGACGAACUUGACAAUCGUCCAACCAUGAAACAAAUAGUCGAUAGACUAAUAUCAUUAAUCUCAGGAACUAAUUCAUCGAUUAAUGCUGAUGAUCAAGUGAUUAAUCGUGAUCAAUAUACUCCGAUAUCAAGUAAUCAACAACUCAAUCCAUGUACUAGUGAUCCGCUUCAAGGAGGAUUAUCUAAAGUCAUUCAAAACUUCCAUGGUAUGGAUACAGCAGAGGUGGUAAAGACUAUAACAACCUCAGACAAAAGUUUGAACAGGAUAAUAGAGGAGAUAUUAAUUCUAAUCUCCGUUAGAUUAGAUAAAGGGAAGGAAUGGAAGAAGGAAAUCGAAAGUGAUCCAAAUGCCAUGUUUUUACUUGGAUAUUUUUAUUAUUAUGGGGUGGAAACCAAUAUUGAAAAGAAAAUGGCUUUCGAAUUAUUUUUUAACGCCUCAAAACAACAACACACUUUAUCGCAAUAUUACGUUGGAUUAUGUUAUCUAUUUGGAGAUGGCGUUAUAAAAGACGAAAAAUUGGCUUUUAAAUAUAUUGAAACCAUCGCUAAUAAUGAUUGUGUGGCGGGUCAAUUGGAACUCGGUCAUUUUUAUAAAAAAGCGAUCGGUGUUGAAAAGGAUAUAAGAAUGGCAUAUAAGUGGAAUUUAAAGGCCGCCCAUAAUGGAAAUUUAAGAGCAAAAUGUAUCCUUGGGAACUUUUAUUUAAAUGGCGAAGGUGUCAAGAAAAAUUAUGAAAGUGCUUUUGAAUUAUUUAGACAAUCGGCCGAAGGAGGAUAUUCGAGUGGUAUAUCGAUGUUAGGACAUUGUUAUAUCAAAGGGGUUGGGACUAACGUCAAUAAGCAAAAAGCAUUUGCAUUAUAUCAAAAGGCGGCAAAUUUAGGAAACAAGACCGCUCAAUUUAAUCUUGCCAUUAUAUAUAAGAAUGGAGAUGGGAUUGAUAAAGAUAUAGAUAAAGCAAUUCAUUGGUAUAUAGAAUCUGCUAAACAAGAACAUAGAAAAGCUCAAUAUAAUCUUGCCAUUAUAUACGAAAAUGGAGAUGGAAUUCAUAAAGAUAUAGAUAGAGCAAUUUAUUGGUAUAAAAAAUCUGCCGAACAGGGACAUCAAAAAGCUCAGUAUAGCCUUGCUCGUAUGUUUAGAAUUGAAGGUGAUAUAGAUGGGGCAAUCCAUUGGUACAGAAAAUCUGCUGGACAAGGAUAUUAUAAAGCUCAAUACAAUCUCGCUCAAAUAUAUGAGAGUGGGGAUGAUAUCGAUAGAGCGAUUUACUGGUAUAAAAAAUCUGCCGAACAAGGAGACCGAAAUGCUCAAUAUAAUCUUGCUGUAAUAUAUGAAAAUGGAGUUAGGAUUAAAGAUUUAGAUAAGGCAACUUAUUGGUCUGAACGUGUGAUAUGA
This is a messenger RNA of Funneliformis geosporum, 1470 nucleotides long. Lineage: Eukaryota; Fungi; Glomeromycota; Glomeromycetes; Glomerales; Glomeraceae. The record is from the annotation of a GenBank genome assembly.